AUGGCAACCCUUUCUUCUUUCAAAACUACACGCCUAUCAUGGAAGCUCUUCUUCCUUGUUCUUUUCUUCACAAUCCUCCUCGUUGGCCCAAGCUCUGCAACCAGCCGCGGGAAAACAAUAAUGCAACCGGAGCAUCACCGGAAAAAGUAUGAUGUAGGUUCAAAGAACCCCAGCUUGCUUUUCAAUGUUGGGUCAAGUGAAGGUGUCGUUCCACGUGAAGAUGUUGUGCCAAGUGAAGAUGUUGGGUCAACAUGGAAAAGUUGCACCAUCAAGGAGAAGUUGGGCCAUCUCUUGGGAGAUGUAGCACCACCCUUGUUUUUUGGAUGGGCCAACAUCAUUCAUGUUGCGCCAUCUUGGCUUCAUGCUGAGCCAUGA
Molecule: messenger RNA, 375 nt
Organism: Lactuca saligna
Lineage: Eukaryota; Viridiplantae; Streptophyta; Magnoliopsida; Asterales; Asteraceae
Source: the annotation of a GenBank genome assembly